Messenger RNA from Hevea brasiliensis (rubber tree), 2470 nucleotides. RefSeq lists its product as uncharacterized. Lineage: Eukaryota; Viridiplantae; Streptophyta; Magnoliopsida; Malpighiales; Euphorbiaceae. The coding region runs from base 164 to 2302 and encodes 712 amino acids. The record is from RefSeq and is a predicted model, not a curated record. The transcript has 11 exons.
CGGUUCACUUUAGCAUGGGCCUCAAAACUAACGCGUAAAAUGCGCAUCCUCUUAUCCUGCACCUCCUUGCCUGUAUAAAUAAAUAGAUAAAUUCCACGGAACAGUUAAUUUUUGACGUUCGAGUCUUUUUUUCUCUACGCAGGGAAUUCUUACAAAGCACAACAUGCAAAAAACAGAAAGCGUACUCAAUAUAACAGUGAUAUGGAGGGGGAACAAGUAUGCUGUAGAAAUGAACCCUGAUGCAUCUCUCAAGGACCUAGGAGAUGAAUUACUGAAGUUGACUGAUGUCAAGCCAGAUACUAUGCGAUUAAUUGUGCCACAAAUUUCUAGCAAAGGCUCGAAGCUGCUGUCUCCUUUUUCUAAGGAACAAUCACAACUAAAUUUGCACAAAGCUUCUGUCAUAGAGGGAAUGUCUAUUAGAAUGAUGGGAGUGUCUGAAGAUGAGGUUGAUAAAGUUCUACAAAAUGCAAAAAUGGACUUUAGAAUUGCUGGAUUUGAUGAAGAGGAAAAAAGAAUGAGGCAGCGAUUGUCAGAUAAAACCCAUGCUUUGCUUAAACUACCCCAAGGACCUUAUACCUUUAGUGAUUUUCAGACACUUGAAAUUCCUGGGAUAGAGCUGAACCCUCCAGCUUCUGAGGCAUUGAAAAGGAUGCAUAUGCUUGCUGCUGAUCCUGGAAUUGUUGCGAUAAUGAAAAAGCACCAUUGGCAUGUUGGAAUUAUGACCGAGUUGGCCCCUGUUGGUUAUGUCGGUGUGACUCCUAAGUGUAUUCUUGGAUUCAAUAAGAAUCAUGGAGAAGAGAUAUCUCUGCGUCUUCGAACCGAUGACCUCAAGGGUUUCAGGAAAUAUGAAAGCAUCAAGAAAACACUUUUGCAUGAACUGGCUCACAUGGUAUACUCAGAACAUGAUGCAAACUUCUAUGCCCUGGAUAAACAGUUGAAUCAAGAAGCUGCUAGUUUAGAUUGGACAAAAUCAACAGGACACACCUUGAAUGGAUUUAGGCAUCUGGACCAUUAUGAAGAAGAAUUUCAUGCUUCAGACAAUAGAAACUUCUCUCAGAAGCUUGGGGGAAAUGUUUCAGAUCAUCUGGCUAGUGCACGUUCAUCUUCAGUGGCUGCUGCUUACCGCCGUUUAGCAAAUGCUUCUGCCAACAGUUUGGAAGUUCAUGGAGAGUAUAAAGAACCUGACCCUGAUGAUUCCAGGUUCAGCAUAAAUGAUAGACUUGACAUUAUGGAUUAUGUAGGAGAGGACAAUAAAGACAUUGAAAACGCACACAAGGUUCAGCUGAAACCUGAUUAUGAGCCAGAUCCUGAUGAACCUGCUUGUGACCAAAGUAAGUAUGAACCUGAUCCUGAUGAUUCUCAGAGUAAUCACCCUCAGCUGAUGGAGACUCUGAACAGUGGGAUUCAGCUUAGCAAGACCAUUGAUGAACCAGAUCCAGAUGACUCAGAAACAAAACAGAGCAAUUCAAGAGACAGAAACAUCCAGGGACCAGAUUUGAACAAUUCUAUAGUGACUGAAAGCAUGGAAGAUCAAACCUGUCUAAAUAAGGCUUAUAGAGAACCUGAUCCUGAUGAAUCUCAAGCAAACAUAACUGUGUGGACAGAGCCUGAUCCUGAUGAUGAUUUAAUGGCCCCACAGGAAAUAUCCGGUAAGAGAACUGCUGAAAGCAUGAUUAUUGAUGAACCUGAUCCAGAUGACUUGGAAGCGAAACAGAGCAGUUCGGGAGAUGUAAAUAUCCAAGAACAAGAUCAGAUUAAUCCUCUAUUGACUGAAAUGAAGGAACCUGAUCCUGAUGAAUCUCAAGCGAACAAAACAGAGCCUGAUCCUGAUGAAUCUCAAGCGAACAAAACAGAGCCUGAUCCUGAUGAUGAUUUAGUGACCUCACAGGAAAUAUCCAGUAUGAAAAUUGAUGAGCCAGAUCCUGAUGAAGAGUUACAGAGAAUCCAAGAUCCUGUUACUGUUGUUUGUGGUAGGCUGCAGAAGGCUGUUGAGAGGCUGAGAGCUGAAGUUAAUCCCACAGAAGCAACUGGCAUCUUGCAAAUUCUUUUCAAAAUAAUUAGGAAUGUGAUUGAACACCCAAAUGAAAUGAAAUUUAAGAAGCUCCGCAAGGCUAAUCCCAUAAUCCAGAAGAAUGUUGCCAAUCAUAAAGCUGCAAUGGAAAUACUACAAACGGUUGGAUUUAGUGAAGAUGUUGUCUUUGAUGAAACUGGGAAAGCAGAAUCUUGUUUAGUGUUGAAGCGGAAUGAUCCAGGCCUGUUGUGGCUUGCAAAAUCAUCCCUUGAGGCUUGUGUAACCUGCUAGUCCUGGAGGUAUCAACAUACUGAAAAUGCGUUUGAAACUGUAAAAAACUGUAAAGAUGUGCCAUAUGCAAGUUGUAUACCGCAUGUACUUGAUGAAAAACAUACAUGCAUGAUUGUACUUUGGGUGGAGCAAGAACAAUAAUUGUAAUUAAAUUGAAGUUUUGGACAA